AAAAAUGUUGCUUUUGUGCGCUAUGCAUUGAUUUGAUAGAAUAAUAUUCUAGAAUCUAGAAAGUCUAGAAAUAAGUAAAGUUGUAUUAAGGAUAUUGCAGUGUUGUCGUAACUAUUAUACACAUACACAAACAUGUCUAAUGUAUUUGGGUUAAUUGUAUCAGGGCGCCUCGUCCAGACAGACUUUGCGCCACUGUCGGAGACUCAGUUCCUCAUCACUAUCACGGAAGCGGAUAAUAUUAACCAUGCGGUGGUCUUCUUAACUGGGGUCGCGCCGCUGCCGGCCGGUACCGUGGGUAUGGUUUAUUGGAGCUGGCCGGACCCAAGUGCACCACCCAACUGGCAACUUCUAGGACAUAUUUCGAAUACGAAACCCUCCGCUAUCUUCAAAAUAGGAACUCUAAAAAAGCUACACGAACUAUCAAGUGAAAACAAAUUUAUAAGUGCGUUUGGUCAACAACAGAUAUGUCACAAUGCACAGAUUGGUAUAGCUAUUGAACCUGAAUCAAAUGUUCAACUGCUUGCUUCCUCUGUAGCACAGCAACAAAACAACUACAUUACAUUCGCACAAAAGAUGCUGGAACACCUGGUGAACUUCGUCGCUUCAUUCUCUGUGACGCAGGACCAGAUGACGCCGACUCCUGGCGUGUCGUACAUCCCCUUGAAUACGCUUCACACAUGGUAUCAGAACUUUGAGAGAAGACUGCAACAAAACCCUAACUUCUGGAAAAAUUGAAACGAUCUCAACAGUGUGCUGCCGGGGCGUGUCAUGUAGCGUUGACAUAGUAUUGUUGUACAACAAUAUAUUGCCAAGAGUGUUUCGUUACAAUGGGCUUGCGGUGCCACAUUAGGCCGGCACGGUUACUGUACCGGGAACAUUGCGCAGCGGCAUCUCGCGGCGACCCCUAGCACGGCGGGUUACGCAUGCCGCGCACAGACCACACUGAGCUCCACUAAACAAAACCGCUAUACAAGGAACCAUCGUCUCCCGAGAUGCACUGGCGUGCCACGGCAACCUUUGGAAUUAAACUGCAUGCUUCGUCAUGGCGCAGCAUCCUUUUGCAUCGUGAUAUCUAAAUAAAGUAACAUGAACUGUAACGUCAUUCGAAUAAGUUUCAAAAUAAUUUAAUCAAUAAUAAAGUUCUUGAGCGCCGGCUCUUAUUCGAGGUUUAAUUUUUUAAUCACACACAAUAAUCUACACACUUCAGUUGUAGUGCAUGGUGG
Messenger RNA from Spodoptera exigua (beet armyworm), 1223 nucleotides. The record is from the annotation of a GenBank genome assembly. Lineage: Eukaryota; Metazoa; Arthropoda; Insecta; Lepidoptera; Noctuidae.